This is a messenger RNA of Monosiga brevicollis MX1, 1161 nucleotides long. RefSeq lists its product as uncharacterized. Bases 1 to 1161 code for a protein of 386 amino acids. Gene Ontology annotation, cellular component: Hrd1p ubiquitin ligase ERAD-L complex; endoplasmic reticulum membrane. The record is from RefSeq and is a predicted model, not a curated record. Lineage: Eukaryota; Choanoflagellata; Craspedida; Salpingoecidae. The transcript has 8 exons. Gene Ontology annotation, molecular function: misfolded protein binding; ubiquitin-specific protease binding. Gene Ontology annotation, biological process: endoplasmic reticulum unfolded protein response.
AUGAGUCAAAAGCAGCUACACACCACUUUCGUGCAACAUGUUUUGCAAAAGCUGAAUCAGAUCAGGAUACCCGCGAUACGAGUUGACGCCAUUUUGGAUCAGGCCUACUUGGCGAUGGCAUCAACAAAGCUGGGCUCGAGCACGGCAUCAGUCUGCUCGCCAAGCGCCAACAAGUCCUCUUGUGUAUCCAUCGCGCCGAUCGAGCCGACCCUGUCUAUGGAAUACAAUAAUAAUGAUAGCAUCAUGAUGAAAAAAGAAGAAGAAUACCAGUCAUCGUGGGACCUUUGCCUGAACAUCCACAUUGUGCUUCUCUCUCUCUCUCUCUCUCUCUCUCUCUCUCUCUCUCUCUCUCUUUCUCUCUCUCUCUCUCUCUCUCUCUCUCUCUCUCUCUCUCUCUCUCUCUCUCUCUCUCUCUCUCUCUCUCUCUCUCUCUCUCUCUCAUAUUUCUUGUUGAUGUUGGCGCAACAGCAAACGGCAGCGCGAAGAAUGCUGGACUUGAUAUCCCCAUAUCAGCUAUACUAUUACCCCGAGGCCGUUUAUCGCCAGGGCGAGGUGUGGCGACUCCUGACCAACUUUACCUUCUUUGGCCCCGUCAGCAUCAAUUGGAUCUUUCACAUGUUCUUUCUGACUCGCUAUUGUCGGAUGUUGGAGGAAAACUCCUUUCGGGGUCGCACAGCUGACAUGGCAUUCAUGAUGCUCUUUGGGGCUGCACUUCUCCUGAUUUUCGCACCGCUCAUUCCCUUUACCGACCAGCUCCUCUUUUUGGGCUCUUCGUUUGUUUCCAUGCUUGUCUAUAUCUGGAGUCGGCGAAACCCUUCCGUUCGCAUGGGCCUCUUUGCCCUCCUCUUCUUUCGAGCCCCAUACUUGCCCUGGGUUCUCCUGGGUAUGGGCGUGCUGCUUGGCAAUGACCCGUCAGCUGACCUCCUUGGCAUGGCCGCCGGUCACAUUUACUACUUUCUGGAGGACGUCUAUGCCAAGCCGCGGUCGGCAGGCGGACUCGGAGGGCCUCGUAUUUUAGCCACGCCAACAUUCCUGAAGACACUCAUCGAGGGUGGGCAAGAUUUGCCCAACCCGCCCGCCGACGUCCCUGCUGCCGGCGGUUAUGAUUGGGGCCGACCGCCGAUGGCAGACGAGGCUGGCGGGGCCCGUCAAGGCAACUGA